CACACAUAUGGCGCUCAACUAUCACUUGUGACACCGUUUCACCUCAUUCAGCUCCACUAAGCAGAGCAUUGCUAAUUUGUACUUCCUCGGAGAGGCUCUCAGCGCAGGCCAGCAAGGGCCUUUGAAGAGGCCACCCACAGCACCCAACAGGCCCCACUCUGGCCCGAAUCAGCCAAGGUCCUGCUCAAAGGCCUGAGAGCACAAGCAAACCUCGAUUUUCAGAACGGGUCACUCGCAAUCUGUGCCCAACAGAACAAUCAUGUCCAAGGGGGCGAGCGACCAGACGCCAGAGCGUCGCCUUCGAAUCGCUUUUAUUCACCCGGACCUCGGAAUUGGCGGCGCCGAAAGGCUUGUGGUGGACUCUGCAGUGGGGCUGCAAGAGCGAGGACACGAUGUGGAGAUCUUGACAUCUCACCAUGACCCCAAGCAUUGUUUUGAACCCACCAGAGAUGGCACCUUGGUCGUACGGCAUGUGAAGACGAGCAUUCCUCGCGCAAUCUUCAACAGCUUUCACCUUCCCUUGGCCAUAGCGCAACAAUUUUCUCUCUUCUUUCAGCUCUGCAUCGCGUUGCUCUGCUUCAGAUUCCCUGGAGCAUUGCCAAGUGGUGUCUAUAGCUUUUUGAGCAGCACAAAGCCCAUUGAGCCAUACGACUUAAUCUUUGUGGACCAGCUCAGCGCCAUCGUGCCCUGGAUCAGACAUGUCACAGCUACUAGAGUCGUCUUCUACUGUCAUUAUCCGGACAAGGAAAUCUCGAAUAGCAUUGCGAAGCAAAGAGCAAUUGAAAGAGGCGAGGGCGGGCCAGGCCUGCUACGCGCGCUGUACAGGAUCCCCUUCGAUCUGUAUGAGGAGGCUACGAUGGGAUCUUCGGAUAAGGUCUUGGUCAACUCCAUUUUCACGCAAAAACAAUUCAUCAAAAGCUUUUCAAGACUACGCCGAGAGCCUCGUGUGCUUUAUCCGGGCAUUGACUUGUCUCUAUACUCUGUAGCCAAUGCCAAAAAAGGUGUCGAGGAUCUUGGAGCACUUGGAACGACCUUCUCCGUCAAGAAUGCGAUCAGGAAUAUCUGCACCGGCUCAUCGGACCAUGUCACGCUCGUCUCCAUCAAUCGAUUUGAAGCGAAGAAGAAUAUCUCGCUUGCUAUUGAAGCAUUCGCCAAAGUUCUGCAAGAAGAAAAGAAGAAGGAAAAACCGCGACCUCUGCGCUUGGUCAUUGCGGGGGGUCACGACCGGCGUCUUCGAGACAACGUGGCUACGCUGGAGGAGCUGCAAGCCCAGGCUGCGAAGCUGAAGCUGAACUACACUACGCUCUUCUGGACGCCUCAGCCCUUUGAGCCUCCGGCUUCAGCGCCUCCUCCGAAUCAACUGCACGCUCUCCAAGUCGUUUUCCUGCCCAGCCUACCAGGUGCCCUGCUCCCAUCUCUGCUUCUUGCGCCCACCACUCGAGCUUUGCUGUACACUCCGCCGGAUGAGCACUUUGGCAUCGUCCCGCUCGAGGCGAUGGCGUGCGGCGUGCCCGUCCUAGCUGCUAACAGCGGUGGACCCGUGGAAUCCAUCGUCGACGCAGGUGCCUCUGACGAGGGUGGAAACUUCAGCAACCCAGAGGGGACUGGGCUCUUGAGAGCACCAAGAGCUCAAAUUUGGGCCCCCGCUAUCACUUCACUUCUGGACAUGAGCGACUCUCAGAGGGCAAAGAUGGCGCGUGCGGCUGUCGAGCGAGUCAAGAGUCGCUUCAGCUUGCAGGUGAUGACGGAUGGACUUGAGAAAGCACUGUUCGACACCGAUGCCCAAGGUCCUUUGAACAAUGCCGAGGGGCUGCUGCUUUGGGGCAGCACGUUGACGAUCUUUGCCUUCACGAUGGCUUUGUACCUCUACAAGGUCUAUCAAGCACACCACGCUCCGGAGCCUGCGAGCGCGGCAGCAAUGGCUUCUGCAUCGGCGCUCUCUGCCAGCGCUUCUCUCAAUGACGUCUUCAAGACCGUAACGAACGCAUUAGGCUCUGCAGCUUCAGCAGCUGCGACUGUGGCCGGCUCCGCAGCCGAAGACGUUGGAUCAGCAGCUGCCAGAGCCAGCGGCGCUGUAGUUGAUGCGGCCUUGUGAGCAAAAGCACCAUCUCUCCCCUAAAUUCAGCCGCCCCGCAUGGAGGAUCAAGUAUACUAUUCUGGGCGGAGGUUUAGCGGUUUGCGGGAAACCGAUACGUGGGUCA
This is a messenger RNA of Ceraceosorus guamensis, 2201 nucleotides long. Its product is annotated as UDP-Glycosyltransferase/glycogen phosphorylase. Bases 260 to 2095 code for a protein of 611 amino acids. Gene Ontology annotation, molecular function: alpha-1,3-mannosyltransferase activity; GDP-Man:Man(1)GlcNAc(2)-PP-Dol alpha-1,3-mannosyltransferase activity. The record is from RefSeq and is a predicted model, not a curated record. The transcript has 6 exons. Lineage: Eukaryota; Fungi; Basidiomycota; Exobasidiomycetes; Ceraceosorales; Ceraceosoraceae.